Molecule: messenger RNA, 2289 nt
Organism: Colletotrichum karsti
Lineage: Eukaryota; Fungi; Ascomycota; Sordariomycetes; Glomerellales; Glomerellaceae
Exons: 3
Cellular component (GO): mitochondrial inner membrane
Source: RefSeq, a predicted model, not a curated record
UUGCUGUUCAAGAAAUUCGAGUAUAAAGAGCGCCGUGACCAUAAGCGCGUAGGCAACCGUCGAGUGUAUCUCGAGACCACGAAUCUCAAGGCCAAGAUGCUGGGCAAGCAUGCCCGCACCGUCAUUAUGCGCGAUGAGCCGAUACGGCCCCCAAGGAUUCUCCCCGUGGAAGACCUGACACCGGAGGAGAUCGACCUCGACUUGGAGCUCGAGAGGAUGAACAGGGGCGUCACCAUGGAGGAGGCGCUGGCUCACAUCGACGAGCUGCGUCCCAGCGACAGCAUCGUCUACCAGUCGGAGUUUGAGGAGUUGUUCGACAAGGUGCAUAACGGCUUCACAGUCGCGCAGGUGCGGGCGUACCUCAUCCGUGAGAGCUCGGCCGUCGUAAGACGAUCGGCAAAGGAGGAGGUGGAGUACGACUGGCUUGAAGGGAAGCAGUCCUGGACACCCGCGCGGACACUCGAGACUGCCGAGUUGCUGCCGAAGGAGAGGCUGGUCAUGACCCUGAUGAAGGAAGCCUGGAAGUUGGAGCUCAGAGAGGUGGUCGACGGUGUAGGCACACUUUUUACGAAGGCGAACGAGCUGUUCUUGUCUGUGUUGGCGAGGGAUGGCAAGCGCCUCAGUUUUAUCAGGGAUACCUACCUGGACGAGGGCGAGAAGAUCUUCGUCCACCGAAUGUUGAGAAUUCACGCCACCAAGGCCAAGACGGAUACGAUCUUGAAGGAGCUUGACAAGGCGGCGAAAGACAUGGUCAGCCACACAAUCGAGCCAGUAGGGAUUUCGAGAAACGAUGUCGACACUCGACUCCUGUCACAUCUCGGUCGGCUCAUGAAUUGUACCAUCACUCUCGUCCCGGGAAAGAAAACAAAGAUCCGUGUGUCGUGGCUCCGUGACGGGUCACCAGAAGAAGGCCGAGAACGUCCGGACAACGUCGUCCGACGUCUUCUACACACCGCUCUUUACCCCAGACAUUCUACCGUCACCCUCAAAUACCCAGAAGACGCCGAAGGCAGGCUCAUUCCUCAAGCUGGCGGGCGCGAAAAGCUGUCCUGGCUGGACAGGGUCACACAGUGGUCUCGCUGGAUGGAGCCGAUAGGUCGUCUUUCAUCGUAUGAGUCUGACGACCAUCUCAAAGUUAGCGAGGUCCUGCCGCGGCCGCUCCGGGCACCGCAGCAAGACUCGGAUGAGACCUGGAGCAAGCCUUACACCUCGGCCGUCGCCAGCUUUGGUCAAAUCCUCCACCAGAGCACCGGCAGCUUCAGCAUCGACGACGCCGCCGAGAACAUCACCCACAUCUUCUCACCAACCUCCCCUCCUCCCGCCAGUCUAGCCACCCUUUCCGACGCCGUCACGAAAGCCGGUCCCGUCACGACGUCUCUCAUCCUCACCUUCCGUCCCCACCCGACAGUCGCAGGGAACUUAUCCCGCGACCUCCCCGGCCUCCUCGAACUGCACCUCACCGUCCCCGACGACCUACCCGAAGGCCCCCUCACCUGGGACUCCUGCCCCAAGCGUCUCGUCGCCGUCCAACGCUCCAACAUCGUCGACGUCGCAUACCCCUCACAGCCCAUCGACCUCCGCAUCUCCCAGCCCGACCUACGAACCAUGUCCGCCUCCGCCCUCGACUCAUCACCCUUCCGCGAGUACAUCGACUCCGCCAAGCUCGACCUCCUCGCCGGCCGCCUCGGUCCCCCGCCGCAGAUCACGCUCUCGGGGCUCCCCUCGGCCACCCGCGCCGGCGGGACGAUCGACGCGCCGGUCGACUACAUGUUCACCGGCCUCGAGAUGCGCCGCACGCUGGAGGCCGAGUACCAGGGCCACAAGCUCCAGUACAACAGCAUCCAGGCCGGCCACCACGGCGGUCGGCGCGCGGAGCUGGUGCUCGAAGCCACGCCGCCGGACGAGUCCCUCUCGAAACGGGAGAAGACGGCACAUACCGAGAAGUACAUCCGCCUCGUCGAGGAUCUUGCCCGGGGAGACGUAGUCAAGUGGGUUGGAGAGAGGGACCUGGCGGCAGAGCAAGCCGGCCCCGUCAGGAAGGUCGCCGAACGGCACGCGCCGGCCAGAGAGGCUCCGCAGGAGAGCGUGUCGUUGCCUGUCGACGAGUUUCUCGCAUCGAAGAAGCAACAGGGGGAAGCUGGCCUCGCCGCCGAUGAGGGCGAGCUUCAGCAAGAAGUCGAUAGACCCGUCUCUGACGGGACCAUGUGGUCGGAGGAAGACAACGGUGCCGGGGCGGCUUCGGAAGAGGGGGAUCAGGGCGAGAAGCCAAAGGACGGCGGUGAGGUGUAA